Messenger RNA from Tilletiaria anomala UBC 951, 890 nucleotides. RefSeq lists its product as uncharacterized. The coding region runs from base 242 to 703 and encodes 153 amino acids. The record is from RefSeq and is a predicted model, not a curated record. The transcript has a single exon. NCBI's taxonomy places the organism in Eukaryota, Fungi, Basidiomycota, Exobasidiomycetes, Georgefischeriales, Tilletiariaceae.
CAGAUAAAAAAUACAGCGUCGGCACUUGGCACAACGCACAAACCUUUGCCUGCUCCAAACCGUGUCUCUCCGCCCACCGACCUACUUCAGAUCCACACAGCCAUACGGUAUACUGCCCCCAAGCACAACGUGCCCUUUCACCGCCUCCGCUCUCACCACGCAACCCCGCUUUCCCUGUCGGUGCAAGCGCCAAACGCCACUGCAGGCUGACUGGCCGCCUGACCGAUCACAGCUCACAGGGAUGCAGCACUGCUCUCUAAAUAGCAUGCGCUGCCUGGUCUUUGCCGCUCACACUCACAGCACAUGUGCAAAUCCGCUUCCGCUCCUUCUUCAAAUCCUCCCUCUUGGGCACCGUGCUCAAAGCACAAGCGGACGACAGUGCCGCGAAACGCAUGGACUUAUUGCUAGCUGCGUACAGCAUCUGCAGACUACUCUCGCCACCACCACCAGCGGGAUUCACGUCCUGUCGCAGCGCCUUGCCCGUCGGACUCCCGCCCAUGGCGUACGCCAGCCGUGCAGCCAGCGAAGCGCAACGAGCAGGACGAGAAGGCCAAGUAUCAAGCACGAAAACCCCUCCUGCGGGUCCGUCACGGGGAGCACCAGCACCGCGAGCGGAGAUCGCCGUCUGCAAAGGCGACGUAUUCUGGACCUCUGUUGGAACGCCAGCGUGGUCCACAGGGGGAUUUCGUCGAAGUUGAGCUAGGCAAAAAAGACUAUCACCAACUUCACCAGGAACCUUUCUCCUUCCAUGUGUUGUGCAGCAUGAUUGCUGCCCGCAUCAGCACUUCAACGGCCGAUGCCAACCCAUGAAUGCCGCCGAUAGCAAGAAUGGAGUCUAGGGCUUCGCGAACCCGCGCGGCUCUGUUUCCGCAUCGACCAGUGCAAACGUG